AGUCUUCGCUUGCAGUCGAAGGAGUAAGGUGCUCAACGGCAUUGGUUCUAUACAUGCAAACCUAACUUCUGGGCUAUCAGCAGGAACACCUACAUGGAUACAUAAUUUGCAACUUAUUCGACAGCGUCUUGAGAAAAGCAAGCGAACGAAGAGACGCUCUGACAUCAACCGGUACAAGAGCCCUGACUUCAGAGAUUGUUCCACGAGAGAUAAAAGUAGCAGGUGUGCGGAGCCAUGCCCUGCGUCCAGGCUCAGUAUGGGACAUCACCUCCAGGAGCCAGCCCUGCAUCUCAGAGUUACAGCUACAACACCACGGGAGAGUACAACUGCGACUUCUUAACGCCGGAGUUUGUCAAGUUUAGCAUGGACCUGACUAACGCAGAGAUAGCUGUCACUUCUUCGCUCCCCAGUUUCAGCACCUUCGUGGACACCUACAACUCCAACUACGACGUGAAGCCUCCCUGCCUCUACCAAAUGGCCCACUCUGGGGAUCAGCUGUCCAUCAAGGUGGAGGAGAUACCCGCACACGGCUACCAUCAGCAGCAGCACCAUCAGCCGCAUCAGGCUGAGGAGAGCAUACCCCAUACCGGAGCUAUAUACUAUAAACCAUCCACUCCAAACAUCUCCCAGUCCCCCAGUUACCCAACGGCUCCACAUCAUACGUGGGAAGACACCGGAUCCCUUCACAGCUUUCACCAGAACUACCUGGCGACGUCACAUAUUAUGGACCAGCAGCGGAAAAACGCGAUGUCUCGGUUAUUCUCGUUCAAGCAGUCUCCGGUUGACACGCCGAUGCCAAGCUGCCAGAUGCGCUUCGAUGGAUCCCUGCACGUGUCCAUGGGCCCGGACACCGCACAUCGCGCGCUGGACAGUUUUGCUUUGCCGGCUCCUCCGAGGAAACAGCACGGUGUGGGUUUAUCCCAUUCCCUAAACGUCGGGCACCCCUUACUGGAAAGCCCGGUGGCAUCACCGCAGGCUAGAGGAUCUCCGUCCAGCGAGGGUUUGUGCGCUGUGUGCGGGGACAACGCAGCCUGUCAGCACUACGGAGUGCGCACAUGCGAGGGGUGCAAAGGAUUCUUUAAGCGCACGGUGCAGAAAAACGCCAAAUACGUUUGUCUGGCGAACAAAAACUGUCCUGUGGACAAAAGACGGCGAAAUCGAUGCCAAUAUUGCCGUUUUCAAAAGUGCCUGGUCGUUGGGAUGGUAAAGGAAGUUGUCAGAACCGCCAGCUUAAAAGGUCGAAGAGGUCGCCUCCCCUCCAAACCUAAAAGUCCGCAGGAUAUCCCUGUCUCUUUCACACCCGUCAAUCUCCUGAACGCACUAGUGAGAGCGCACAUAGACUCCAACCCCUCCAUGGCCCGUCUGGACUACUCUAAAUUUCAGACGAGUCCGGAGUAUCACAGUGGAGGAGAUGAAUCUCUGCACAUUCAGCAGUUCUACGAUCUACUCACUGCCUCAAUGAGCAUCAUUCGCGGAUGGGCCGAAAAAAUCCCCGGCUUUACCGAGCUGCCCAAAUGCGACCAGGAGCUCCUUUUCGAGUCUGCCUUCCUUGAACUCUUCGUGUUGCGGCUGGCGUACAGAUCUAACCUGCCAGAGGACAAACUCAUCUUUUGCAACGGAAUGGUUUUACACAAGUUGCAGUGCGUGCGAGGCUUUGGGGAGUGGAUCGACUCUAUUGUCGAGUUUUCUUCUAAUCUUCAGAGCAUGAGCUUAGACGUGUCUGCCUUCUCCUGCAUAGCCGCUCUCACCAUAGUAACAGAGAGACACGGACUAAAGGAGCCCAAGAAAGCAGAGGAACUUCAAAACAAGCUCAUAAACUGUCUGAAGGAUCAGGUGUCCUGCAGUGGUGAAUUGUCUAAACUGUUGGAGAAGCUGCCGGAGGUGCGCGCGCUGUGCACGCAGGGUCUGCAGCGCAUCUUUUACUUGAAACUGGAGGAUUUGGUGCCCACGCCUGCGAUCAUUGAUAAACUCUUUCAUGACACUUUACCAUUCUAAACAAUCUCGUCUGAACUGAAGCAGGUUCUCGAAACCUUGUUAUUCUUCGAUGUUGCGGACUUUUUAGGAAAUGAAAAUGGCGGAUGGUAUUUUUAAAGAUCGGAGAAAGACUGCCCGGGACAAAACUGAACAGUCCUAUUUGGAGGAAAUAAUUAUUCAA
Messenger RNA from Danio rerio (zebrafish), 2155 nucleotides. It is a transcript of the gene nr4a2b, whose product is annotated as nuclear receptor subfamily 4, group A, member 2b. Lineage: Eukaryota; Metazoa; Chordata; Actinopteri; Cypriniformes; Danionidae. The record is from RefSeq and is marked provisional. Gene Ontology annotation, molecular function: DNA-binding transcription factor activity; sequence-specific DNA binding; zinc ion binding. Gene Ontology annotation, biological process: regulation of transcription by RNA polymerase II; intracellular receptor signaling pathway; DNA-templated transcription. Gene Ontology annotation, cellular component: nucleus; cytoplasm.